AUGACCGACCAGCACCAGCUCGAGCUCGACUCGCUCAAGGCGACGCUGAGACAGGUGGAGCAGCACAACGAGAAGAUGAAGAGCGACAUCGCGGUGACGCGCCGCGCGACGUACGCCGCGGAGGAGACGGUUGCGCAGCUCGAGAAGGAUAAGCAAGAUCAGGCGCGUUCAUCGUAUUUACACUGGUUCCCAUACGACCCCGAUUUGCUCAUCGAUAAUUUGCAAGAUACGCUCCGGAAGCUGCACGAGCGGUGCGCGACGCACGACGCGCAGCUGAUCGCGCAGCGCAAGGAGACGACGCGCGCGAGGGAGACGCUGGAGGAGGCGGCGCAGGAGAUGGACGCGAUCAACUUUGAGAAGAAGCAGCUCGCCGCGCAGUGGAAGGCGAGUCUCGUCGGGGUGAGCAAACGCGACGACGCGUUGAAAGCCGCGGAGGGCGCGCUACGGGACCAGGCGGAGACGAGGCGCGCGGUGGAGAGCGAGACGGAGGGGUACAAGAAGAACAUACGCGAGGCGGAGGCGGAGAACGAGCAGAUGAGCGCGAUACUGCGCAAGGUUGAGAAGGAAGCGGAGGCGCUGACGAAGGAUUUCGAAAAGUGCCGCACGAGGAAAGAGGUGCUCACCGCGCAGCACGAGAAGCUCACGACGACGCUCGAGGAGACCGAGGCGACGCUCGACGCGGCGCGGAAGCGCGCGAAAGCGCUCAAGGCGGAGGAGAAGGACGCGGACGACGCGCUCGGGAGGGCGCGCGAGGACCGCAGAGCGAUCGACGAGCGCGUGCUGAGUAACCUCGGCGAGCAAAGCACCGUGGAGAAGGGCGCGAAUCAGACCGUCGCUGCGACGCGCGCCACGCGAAAGGACAUCAAAGCCGCGGAGACGGCGGUGACGAACCUGCAGAACGACAUCGCGAAAGUGCGCGUCGACGCGCUCAACGCGCAGACGCACGUCGCGGCGUUGCAAGAGACGAUGGAGGCUCUUGACGCGAGUCUCAAGGACAAGACGCGGACGAUUGAAAAGUACGAGUUGGAAAUCAAACGACGCGCGGAUGAGAUCAACAAGCGCGUCAAAGACGUCGGGCGGCUCAACCUGGAGCUCGAUAAGCACAAGGGCGACGGCGACGACGGCGAGAACCUCGGCCCGCUCGAGGCGACCAUCAAGAGCAUGCACAAGGAGGCGGACGCGACGGCGAAGGAGAACAAAGAGCUGCAGCGGCGGUGGGUCGGACAUCAGACGGAGCUCGUCGCGCUCGUCAACGAAAACAACACCCUCACGGAGAAAACGCAGCGGCUCCGCGCGGAGCGCACGAUAUUGGAGCGACGCAAGACGCGGCUGGACGCCAACCACGAGCGCCAGGAGGGCGAAGGCGCGUCGGAUUCACACUGGUCCCCAUACGACCGCGUUGGCGUGGUGAACGCCGAUCCUUAA
This is a messenger RNA of Micromonas pusilla CCMP1545, 1425 nucleotides long. RefSeq lists its product as uncharacterized. The coding region runs from base 1 to 1425 and encodes 474 amino acids. The record is from RefSeq and is a predicted model, not a curated record. Gene Ontology annotation, biological process: axoneme assembly. The transcript has 3 exons. Lineage: Eukaryota; Viridiplantae; Chlorophyta; Mamiellophyceae; Mamiellales; Mamiellaceae. Gene Ontology annotation, cellular component: cytoplasm.